This is a messenger RNA of Alligator mississippiensis (American alligator), 2270 nucleotides long. RefSeq names its product heat shock protein family A (Hsp70) member 14 (gene HSPA14). Gene Ontology annotation, biological process: protein refolding; cellular response to unfolded protein. Gene Ontology annotation, molecular function: heat shock protein binding; misfolded protein binding; ATP hydrolysis activity. The coding region runs from base 410 to 1627 and encodes 405 amino acids. Gene Ontology annotation, cellular component: ribosome; cytoplasm. Lineage: Eukaryota; Metazoa; Chordata; Crocodylia; Alligatoridae. The transcript is spliced from 13 exons. The record is from RefSeq and is a predicted model, not a curated record.
AGGUGGUGGGUUUGGCAGCCAAGCAAAGCAGAGUAAGGAAUAUCUCCAAUACGGUGGUGAAAGUCAAACAGAUCCUGGGGCGAAGCAGGACCAUCCCAGCCAAAGCUUGGUCUAGCCAGGUCUUAAAAUCCCCCAAGGAUGGAGCUUCCACCACGUCUCUGGGUAACCUGUUCCAGUGCUUCACCACCCUUCUACUGAGAGAAGUCAUCUUAAAGUCUACCUAAAUUUCCUUUGCUGCAACUUGAGCCCAUUGCUUCUUGUUUUGUCAUCUCUCACCACUGAAAACAGUUCAUCUCAGCUCCAUCCUGUUUUUAAACCCCUCUUCAGCUCUGGUGACCCCCAAGCUGAAAAAUACAUUACAGAAAGCAAAUGCUCAGUGACUGAGAAGAAUGGAAAACUCCAGUAUGAAAUGGAUAACAAACUUGUUAGCCCUGAAGAAGUUGCAAAACUAAUUUUCAGUAAAAUGAAAGAAACUGCUCAGUCUGCUUUGGGUUCGGAUGUCAAUGAUGUUGUGAUCACUGUACCAUUUGACUUUGGAGAGAACCAGAAAAAUGCUCUUGGGGAAGCAGCUGGGGCAGCUGGCUUUAAUGUUUUGAGAUUAAUUCAUGAACCAUCUGCAGCUCUCCUGGCUUAUGGAAUUGGACAAGAUUCACCCACUGGGAAAAGUAAUGUGUUGGUUUACAAGCUUGGAGGAACAUCACUUUCUAUCACGGUCAUAGAAGUGAAUAGUGGAAUAUAUCGUGUUCUUGCCACAAACACAGAUGAUAGUAUAGGAGGUGUAUGUUUCACAGAAGCUUUAGCCCAACAUCUAGCAUCUGAAUUUCAGAGGGGUUACAAACAUGACAUCAGAGAAAAUCCAAGAGCCAUGAUGAAGUUAAUGAACAGUGCUGAUAUUGCAAAGCACUCAUUGUCAACUCUGGGAAGUGCAAACUGUUUUGUAGACUCGCUGUAUGAUGGUUUGGAUUUUGAUUGUAAUGUGUCCAGGGCCAGGUUUGAACUUAUUUGUUCUCCGCUUUUUAAUAAAUGCAUAGAAGCCAUUAAAAAACUUCUGCAACAAGUUCGGUUAACUGCAGAUGACAUUAAUAAGGUAGUUCUGUGUGGUGGGUCUGCUCGAAUCCCAAAGCUCCAACACCUGAUUAAAGACCUUUUCCCAACUGUGGAAUUGCUGAAUUCGAUUCCUCCAGAUGAGGUCAUUCCCAUCGGAGCAGCCAUAGAAGCGGGAAUCCUGUUAGGGAGAGAGAACCUCUUGUUAGAGGAUGAAGCACUGUCUAUGGAAUGUUCUGCCAAAGAUAUUCUUGUGAAGGGAGUAGAUGAGUCGGGGUCUGACACAUUCACAGUACUGUUUCCAUCGGGGACCCCAUUGCCAGCACGAAGGCAGCACACACUACAAGCCCCAGGAAGCAAUUCCUCUGUAUGCCUCGAACUGUACGAGUCUAUAGGGAAAUGCCUUGCAAAAGAGGAGGACAAAUUUGCACAGAUCGUGCUUCAGGAUUUAGAUAAAAAGGAGGAUGGGCUGCAUGACAUAUUGACUGUUCUUACUAUGAAAAGGGAUGGGUCCUUGCACAUUACAUGCACAGAUCAAGACACAGGAAAGUGUGAAGUCAUCACUGUUGAAGUGGCAUCCUAGUCCUAUUUAAAAGGAGUUUCUUUGUCUUGUCUGGUUUUGGCUGGUUUGUCAUUUUCCCCUCCCUCCCCAAAACUGUCUUUAUUUUAAAGAUUCUUUUUAAUGAGCUGUCAGGCUGGAAUAAAUUGCAGUAAAACUUUUUACCACCAAAUCUAUUUUCUAAAUAAAAAUAUUGUAUAGAAGGUUACCCUAACUCUUCAGACAAUGGAGAGUCAAAUAGUUACUGAUUGAAUGCUCAAAAAAGGGAUGGAGAAAUCCCAGAGAGCAAACCAUUAAAUUUAUUCAGUAAUAAGGUUUAUUACCCAGUAGGACCCAAAAUACAGAAAGAAUCCCCCUCAAGUCAAGUGACCUGUUAAGGGUUCUAGUCGCCUGUGUGUCUAAUUUAAAAAAAUGUUACAUCUGUUUGGAGCUGUAGUCAACGCUGGUAGCUUUUAAACAACCAAAAACAAACCAAUUCUCUGCUGGGGUGGGUAUUUACAAUGUAUAUCGAACUGUAUGGAGCAUUAGUCUUAAAAUGGCUACCUGUUGGAAUUGGGGUUCUGAUGUAGAUCAAACACAUUUGGGUUAUUAUGUGAAACAUGUCUGUUAAGCACUUGUGUGCUGCUUUACUUAAGUAAUGGUAAUAAACUAUGUUUUCUUUUUCAUA